GCCCGGCUCGGCCUCCCGCGGGGCGGCGGGCCCCGAGCGCAGAGCGGCGGCGGCGGGGCGCUGCCGGAGCCCGCUCCGCGGGGCCAUGGCCAGCACCGGCUCCGCGCCCGGGGGCGCGGGCCCGGGCUCGGGCACGGCGCUGCCCACCCGCUUCCAGGAGACGGAGAAGCUGCUGUCGGCGACGGAGGGCCGGGAGGAGAAGGGCCUCCGCGGCUCCAAAUCCUUCACGGCAGCCCUGCCCGGCGAGACGGAGCGCAACGGGCACGGGCUCGGCUACAAGUCGGUGUCGGUCGGGCACCUGGAGGCGCCGCCGCUGUCGCCGUCCCGGCUGAGCCUGGGCAGAGCCUCGUCCACGGCCACCAGCACGGCGGCCCCGGAGCAGGGCCGCCCUCGGGACUACCUGGUGCUCGCCAUCUUCUCGUGCUUCUGCCCCGUCUGGCCCAUCAACAUCGUGGCCCUCGUCUUCUCCAUCAUGUCGAGGAACAGCGGGCAGCAAGGGGACACGGACGGCGCCCGGCGGCUGGGACGCAUGGCCAGGCUGCUCAGCAUCGUCUCCAUCGUGCUGGGGACCAUCAUCAUCGUGCUCUACAUUUCACUCAGCAUCAGAGUUUCCUAGAAGACGUUUCAGCAUGCAAAUACCUUGAAGAGGAGGAAGACAACUUUCCUUUUGGGGUUUUUACUUUCAGCCUUGCAACAAAACAAAAAAUUGUCACAGUGUAGGUGGGCAGCCCUAGACAGUCUGCUCUGGAGCGCCGUCGGAAGGAACGCAUGCUUCGAUUCACCGCCUUUGGGAGCGAGCCUGUGCGAGGGAUGGGAUAAAAAUCACCCUGAGCAGCAGUGGGAGAGGCCACACGGAGAGGAGAAGGGGGAAAUCCACUACCUCAUUCCCCUCCAGCAGAACUCACGGAGUGGGGAGACAACUAAAGUGCAAGAGGAGGAGAGAGUCUCCAGAAGGAAGCUGGUUUUGGAAGGAAAAUACAAGGCGAGAGCGGGACGUUUUUGAGGAGUCCUCCUGAGAAUUUUGGCACGAAGUCACUUGAUUUUUGGGGGGUUGUUGGUUUUUAAAUCGUCAAAAUCUCUGUCUCUACGAAAACAAAAACAAAACAAAGCUCAAACUGCCAUCAGGAGCUGAGAGCUGUUCCACGGAGGAGGAGGGAGAGCGGAGCUGCAGCAGGACCACGGCUCUGCUCCGAACGAAGCGCAGCUGCCAAAGCUGGAGGAUGUGGUGGGUGCUUUUGUAUUUUUGAUGAAAAAAAAAAAGAAAAAAAAAAAAAAAGAAAAAAAAUCAAAGAGACAAUGACCAUUUGCAUGCCUUUGGGAAUGUUCUCCAUGUCUGUUCCUACAAGCUCUUUUAUCACUUAGGGCAGAGCUCAGAGCUGGCAGAGGAGGAUGUUGCUGCAUGAGAACCCCAGACUCCUCCUCACCCCCAUCCCAUGGUGGGCUUUUUAAAGGAAGGCAAAAUCAGGCGUUCCCUGUGAACCCACACAUUUCUCUGUGCACCCAAAGGGAGGUUGGCACCCCUGGCACUGAGACGAGAGCCUGCUUGAUGCCCAGCAGCAGCACCAGGGCACAGGGAGCCCCUUCUGGCACUCGCACCCCGAUGUCGCGGCACGUCCGAGGCUUCAGCGUGAUCCAGCCCCCAGCACUGCCAGUGCUCAUCCCCCCGACCCUCUGAGGCUUCAGCUCAGGGCCUCCCAGGAGAUUUUCAGGGCCAUGAAGGAGUUUUAGACUCCUGCUCCUCUCCUUGCACCCCUCACACAGCUCUUCUGCUGCUCUGAAAAUCUCCAGCGUCCCCGGAGCUGCCUGGGGUCAGUUCCUCGAGUCGUUGUAUUGUUUUUUAAUGUUUUGUAUUUAACACAACAAGGAAACAAGACUCUGCUCCUCCCACUCUGUCUGUAGGUACCACGGGCCCUGCCAGGUCUUCCACAGCACACGGCUCCCUCAGCCCAUCCCUGUGGGACCCAAUCCCCACAUGCUCCAUCCAGCCCCAGCCCUUCUCCUCCCUGCUCUCCCCUCACUGCUGUGGGGAAUUCCUGGGGUUGGCCCUCUACCCACCCACCCAGACUAUGCAAAGCUCCAUUGCCUGUUGUUUCAGCCAGGCUUUGUGACUUCUGGCCACGUCCUUUGGCUCCCUGAGCCUCUUUGAUCCAAACUUUGGGGACACACGACCAAGAGCUGCACUGCCCGACCUUUCUGUUGCCUCCAGCUGACAACCUGCGACCUAAAAGCAGGGACUGGCUGGGAAAUGUUGUCCUGCAGGGCACUUCUGCUCCCUAACAGCAAUCUCCUGAAAAACACCCCUAAUUUAGAGCAAAUUCCGUGCUUCCCAGGGCUUGUCUACAUGGAGAAUCCACUAAAAGAAACCUCACAACGUGGUAACUGCUUGGCACUGACUCCUUCCCCGGGCUCUGAGUGGGCACAUGGGUUAGCACAGGGUAGGGGUGAGGUGUAACUCCACGCUGUAGUUACUCUGUAGUAGCUAAUGUGCAAAGCCACGGGCAUCUCUGUCAAAAUUCUCCUGUCACCUUUUGGAUUGCUCCUCUUCCAAGUGGUUUUUUCUUCUCAAUGUUGUUUGAAUCCAGGGGGUGAAGCCAAAUCCCCCAGACACGCUGUCAACGUUUUUCUCUCCUCUAAAAGGGAUGCCAGGGGCUCACAGCAAUAGCACAUCACUACAGCACUUUCUCGGGCUCCAUUCCCAUCCACCCCUUUGCCAGCACUCCAUCACAAACUGCUGGCAUCUAAAAUGGACCAAAUCUGCAACUUUUCUUUUGCAAUUUAUCUUUUGUGAGUUCAGCAAACAGGGGCUGCUGAGCAUUGCUGGGUGGGAGCUCCCUCCUCCAUCCACUACCCAGGAACUGCAUUCUUUCCUCCUGAGCCCUUCAGAAACCCUCCCUUGGAUGUUCAAACUCAUCUUGUGGCUAUUGAAAUCACAUCAAAUCCCCCAAAUGUUUCCUUCUUUAACUCUUGGGCUCAAGAGCUGCUUGCUGGGGGACACGUGGGGGGAUUUUUGGAGCUACAUAAGGGCAGUGCUGCCUGUCCCUGCAUCUCCUGCCCUUUGCCCUUGGGGCUGCUGGAAUUCAGCUGAUGGGAAGAGCCCAGGAAGCUCCUCCUUGAGCAGGAAGGGUCCUUUUUUCAGGGAAAAGUGCUGGAGGGAGUUAUAGGACUUGAGAGCACUGAGCGUUUAUUAAGUAAGGAUUUAAAUGCUCUUUUAUCAUUAUAUAAAGCCUUUCAUCUAAAGUGCUUCUCUGCAUCCAAAGGAUUAAACCCUGCCACCCCCCAUGAGGUGGGUUCACAUUACUGCUCUAAUUGCAGGGAUGGCAAAUGCUCAGGCACUGAGCAGCUCCCAAACCAACCCCCUUUUCUUCCUCCUCCUUAACAGAACCAUCUAUGAGCACAGAUUUCCUUGCAAUCUGGGUUUUUUGGGUUUGUUUUUUUUUUCAGUGGGAUCUAGACAAACUGCCCCACUGUGACUCCAAAUGGGAUUCCUGCAGGCAGGGGAAGGAGGGCUUUGUGGGGAAGCUGCAGUGCUCCUUGCCAGGAGAACUCCCAGGCCAGGCCAGCACAGGGCAGAGGAGGUACCAGGACUCCCCUGGAUGCAGGAGAAGGCAGAAGAUUCCCCAAAAUCCCCAGGGUGAUGAUUUGUUUGUGCCUCCUGUCUCAUUGGACAGCUUGGGUGAUGCUUCUCACCUCACUAUUCAGUAUAACAAAAGAGAAGGACUAAGACACUUGAAUCCUUUCCGUUCUAAAAUCUUCCUGAAGAGAUACAAUUGUACUGCACCCCUGAACACAGCUUUUUUUUUUUUUUUUUUUUUUUUUAUCCUGCAUUUAAAUCCAGAGGAAACCCUCUACAGUUACCCCUGACAAAAUAUUUACUGUGCUUGUAACCUGCUCCUCCAAUGCUGGAGGAAUAAACUCUCCAAGUCCCUUCUCCCUGUCCCCCAUCAACUUCUCCACACAUUUUGCAGCCUGUUCUGCAAAGCUUUUGCCACUCUGCUCUCCCCAUCUCAGCUCAGCUCAGCUCCCUCUUUGGCUCUUUUUGGGUGGAAUUUGCUCAUAUUUGUGCAGGAGGAGGCUGCAGAGCCCCCAGCCCUCACCUGAGCAGGGUCACAGUGAGGUUGAUGAUGGCAGAACUUCACCCUGAGGCCACCAGGCUCAGCCACCCCCAGGGAACUCUCCUCAACUCAGCUUUUAGCACACAGGAGGGCAACCACAAAAGCUGUGCCAUGAGCCCUUUCCUCUCCAGCCCCUCCAAGCAUCCCUGCUCCUUCUUCCAGCUCUUUGCCCCCUGCUGCAGCCUCCUCUGAGCACACACACCAGAAUUCUCCAUGCUUGCAACUAAAACAGGCACAAAAUCCUCAGGCUCUGGCCAACUUCUCCCCCCUGCUGAAGGAAAGGUGAGAGCACGGUGACAAUCCAGCCCUACCUGCCAGGGAAGCUGAGGUGGUGGGAGGAGAGCUCUGAAGGGAUGGAGGAGCUGGGAAAUGCCUCUCAGUGUGAGCUGGAGUGGGAGUUACAAUCGACAGGUCCUGGUGGGAUGGAAACCCAGGGGAAGGAGCCUCCCAGCAGAGCAUGGGGCUGCUGGCACCUCCCUGGCACUGCUGUCCCUGGCCUUCUUUGCCAGGAUUUGGGGCAGAGCCUGGCUCUGUGGGGUGGCACAGAAGGGCUGCUGGCUGCUGGAUUGAAGCUUUAAGCUGAACCAGCAACAAACUUGGCUUGGUUUUGUAGCAGCCCCAGGUGGGAUGCAGUGACCCAGGGUCAGGAAAGGUCUGCCUGAGCCAGUGGUGGGGACAGCAGCACCCUGCAGACACCAAAGGGAUCUGAGCACCAGCAGGGGAAGAAAGCCACUAAAAGACUUCAAAGUCUGCCGUGUUCAGGAUGGGUUUGCCUCUUCUGGCUGGUGUUUCAGCCUGUUCCAGUUUCCUCCUCUGUGCUUUGCUGGUUUUCCCACGCUGUCCCCUCAGCAUCCCACCCCCAGAGCUCCCUGGAGUCCUUCAGCUCUCCCUCCUCCCUCUGUCCCUCCUCUCACCUGGGCAGGUCCUGCUGCAAUGAGAUCUCAUCUCUGGCCCUGCUGGAAGGGGGCACGGAGGGCAGGGAGCUCUGACCCGGCCCCACAUUUCUCCAUGUAGACAAGAGGAGCAGAUCCUGCCUUUUCUAGAAAAUGGAACCUUCAUUUCUGUCCAUUCUGAGCCCAGGGAGAGGCUGCAGAAAGGCACCCACUGGGCUGGCCCCACCCUUGCCCUGUCGCUUCAUUACUCCUCACAGAACCACAGCCAGGGUUGUCCUUUAAGCUGAAAUUAUUCAGAUUUAAGCUCGUUUUCCUUUCAGUAUCCAGCCUUUAAUUUUGGCAAAACCAGUUAGGUUUAGGUUUGGACUGAAAAACUCCCCUGCUUGGGCACAAGCCAAGGGGGUGUGGGGGGGAGAGCAGCCUUUUCAAAGUGGGAAUAUUUGUAAAGCAUUUGCUGACACCAGUAAGUAGCAAAAUCCCAACCUAUAAAUACCCAUCCCAACCUAUAAAUACCCAUUAUGAUAAGAAACAUCAGAAAGGGAACGUGUGCAGGAUUCACCAAGGCAGCCCUGAUACCACCUGGGAGCCCUUAGAAGGUGCCAGGACUUGAUCCUUGGCAUGGAAGUGCAGGGUCCAUCCCCCCACUGGGAGAGCCACAGCUCACACACAGCAUGAACACACCAGGAACUGCAGCUGGGUGCUUCUCUUGGCUGACAAAUGUUUCUUUUUCUGCAGGAUGGUAUGGUAUAUCUUAUAUACUUUCUUUGUAUUUCUUGGCAUGAGAAAAAAAAAAUUAAAAUGUAACAUGCAUGGUCAAAGCUGAA
This is a messenger RNA of Lonchura striata (white-rumped munia), 5829 nucleotides long. It is a transcript of the gene TRARG1, whose product is annotated as trafficking regulator of GLUT4 (SLC2A4) 1. Lineage: Eukaryota; Metazoa; Chordata; Aves; Passeriformes; Estrildidae. The record is from RefSeq and is a predicted model, not a curated record. Gene Ontology annotation, cellular component: membrane.